AUGGAGGAAAUUAGGAAUCAUGAGUUCGAAGAGGAAGGAUCAACGAUGGAGAAAGUAUAUAUAGCUGUUGGAAACGAUUUACAAGAAGGUUUCAAGACGAUCGAUUGGGCUUUAAAGAAAUGGAACAACAUCCCAAUCUCCAUUGUUCUUCUCCAUCUCUGCAACAUUUCCCAGGAUUUUGUCUACACUCCUUUUGGGAAGCUUCCAGCGAGUUCUGUGAGCGAGGAGAAGCUUCAGGUACUCAGGAAAUACGAGGAACAAAAGAUCAACAAGUUGUUGUCCAAAUACGUUACUUUUUGUGGAAAGUUACAGGUUAAAGCAGAGUUACUCAAGGUUGAGAAGCAAGAUGACUCAAUCCAAGUGCUAAUCUUAGAUUUGAUCUCAAAGCUUAGAAUCACAAAACUCGUCAUGGGAAUCACUUUCAUGAGAUUUUCAUCAUCUUGGAAAUCGAAGAGUGCCAUAAGCGGAUCGUUCUAUAACGUAGCAGAGAAGGUAGAAUAUGUGAGAAGAAAGGUAAAUGAAGCUAAGCUGAUGAUAGAGGAGAAAAAGAGAGAAGUCAAAGUCAACGCUGAGAGAUCCCACAAAGCUGAAUGGGCAAUCUCUUUAUGCAAUUGCAGAAUUGAAGAGCUUGAAGCCGGGAUUAAAGAAGAAAGCGAGAGACGAGAGAAGCUUCAAGGGACAUUAGAUUCGGAUAAAGAAUGUAUCGAAGAAGCAAAGAACGAUGUCGAAAAAGGAAAAGCAAAGCUAAUUUCGCUUGAGGGGAUUCGAGAAGAGCUCUCAAGCAAGGUUAAGACAACGAUGGAGGUUAAAUCGCAGGCGGAAGCGGAGCUAGAGAGGGUCGUGUUAAAGAAAGGAGAGACGAUCAAUGAGAUUGAGAAACUCAGGAACCAAAGAGAUGUUUUCAACCGUAGGAUUGAGUUUUGCAAAGAGAAAGAGGCGAUGGGGUUGGUUUCGAAGGAAGAAGUGAAGUGUGGGUAUAGAGAGUACGUUGCAGAGGAUAUCAGAUUAGCCACGGAGAACUAUUCCGAUCGACUGAGGUUGAGAUCCGGCGGUAACUGGACGAAUGUGUACCGAGGAAGGAUCAAACAUACGACUGUGGCUGUGAAAGUGAUUAAUAAUCGUUUGUCAGAUGACGGUUUUGCAGCAAAAGUUAAGCUUUUGAAUGAGAUUAGGCAUCCUAAUUUGGUAGCAAUUGCUGGGUUCUGUUCAGAAAAGCCUAAAUGCAUUCUCUUUGAGUAUAUGCAUAGUGGGAACUUGAGGGAUAAUCUGUUCACAUCGCAGAGGAAAUCGAGAAGAAGCAAGAUACUGAAAUGGCAUGAUAGGAUUCGCAUAGCUCACCAGGUUUGCUCUGGACUCGGGUUUCUCCACUCGGUUAAGCCAAAACCGAUCGUUCAUGGUCGCCUCACGCCGUCUAAGAUCCUCUUGGACCGUAACCUUGUACCGAAAAUAACCGGGUUUGGAGUGAUAACAACGCAUAGUGAUCAGUCUGACACAAAGCCUGAUGUGAUGGCUUUUGGGGUCCUGCUUCUGCAUCUUUUAACCGGAAGAAACUGGCCCGGUUUGCUCAAGGCAAUGUCGAUGAACCAGACGAGUAUUCUCAGAGACUUGGAUCAAACAGCUGGUAAGUGGCCGUUGGAGCUAGCUAAGGAGCUUGGUGCACUUGCGGUGAAGUGUUCUUCAGUUAACAGAGGAGGGAAUAUGGAAUUUUCAACCAAAGAGAUAAUGGAAGAGCUUGGUAAUAUAAGGGAGAAAGCCGAUGAGCUUAGAAUCAUAGGAGGGUACGAGGAAGCAACCGAUUCAAACAUGGAAGAAGGAGAUCCGAAUGACAUACCGAGUGUUUUCAUGUGUCCCAUACUUCAGGAGGUGAUGAAGAAUCCACAUGUUGCAGCAGAUGGGUUUUCGUAUGAGCUUGAGGCCAUAGAAGAGUGGCUGAGCAUGGGACAUGACACAUCUCCUAUGACAAAUCUGAGACUUGACUAUCAGAUUCUCACACCAAACCAUACUCUUCGCUCUCUCAUUCAAGACUGGCACAGCAAAAGAGCAGCUCACGUUUCCUCCUAG
Molecule: messenger RNA, 2061 nt
Organism: Thlaspi arvense
Lineage: Eukaryota; Viridiplantae; Streptophyta; Magnoliopsida; Brassicales; Brassicaceae
Source: the annotation of a GenBank genome assembly